AUGAAGGUAGAUUUGAGGAAUCAAUCUUUUGAAAAAAUCAGGAUAAAAAAUACUUCUUUAGUAGGUGGAACUUUUGUUAAGUGCAAUCUUAAUGAAUCAGAAUUCAACAAUGUAGAUAUAAGUGGAGUUAAUUUGAAUGGGGCUCUUCUCUUUAACUGUAGAUGGAAGAAUAUUAAAAUCGAGGAAUUAAAUAAAUUAGAAGGUCAUAGUUAUGGAGUCUACUCAGUAUGCUUUUCUCCUGACGGCACUACUAUAUUAGCAUCUGGCAAUUACGAUAACCAUAUUUAUUUAUGGGAUGUCAAGAUAGGAUAAUAAAAAGCCAGUUUGAAUGGUCACAGUGAAUGGGUUUCAUCCGUCUGCUUCUCUUCUGAAGGUUCUACAAUAGCAUCUGGUAGUGGUGAUGAUUCUAUCUGUUUAUGGGAUGUUAAGACAAGAUAAUUAAAAGCCAAAUUGGAUGGUCAUAGUGAUAUUGUUCGAUCAGUAUGCUUUUCUCCUGAUGGAUUUACAUUAGCAUCUAGUAGUUGCGAGAAGACGAUCCGCUUAUGGGAUUUUAAGACAGGGUAAUAAAAAGCCAAAUUAAAUGGUAGUACUGAAUGCCCAUUUUAAGUCUUUCAAUCAAUUGUAUUUUAAGAUUGUUUAAUUUACCAGAUACUCUAGCUGUUAAUAUGUCUCUCUAAUUCGACUUAUGUUAAAACAAAAUAGAUAAUCAUUCCAAAUACUAUACUCCUCUACUAUCUAUUUAAAACUUCAAUAUUGAAAUAUAAUCUACUCAUUAGAUGCUACAAUAACUAAUGCUCCCAACACUAAUUUAGUUUUAGGCGUGAUGUAUUAAUAAGGUCAAAUAAUUUAAUUUUGUUUGUAAAUUACUUAAUUUGA
This is a messenger RNA of Paramecium sonneborni, 876 nucleotides long. The record is from the annotation of a GenBank genome assembly. Lineage: Eukaryota; Ciliophora; Oligohymenophorea; Peniculida; Parameciidae.